Molecule: messenger RNA, 1894 nt
Organism: Fundulus heteroclitus (mummichog)
Lineage: Eukaryota; Metazoa; Chordata; Actinopteri; Cyprinodontiformes; Fundulidae
Product: butyrophilin subfamily 1 member A1-like
Exons: 10
Coding region: 257-1852 (531 amino acids)
Molecular function (GO): protein binding
Source: RefSeq, a predicted model, not a curated record
CCCGUCGAACAGGCUUUGGCUCGCUGCAAAAUCGAAAGUGAAAGUAGAGCAGCAGUCCUCUUUUGCAUGCCCCCCUCGGUUCUGGUUGUUUCUUAACAUUUUGGCCAGUGAAAGUCGGUAGAGACUGAUUCCAGACCAGAUCGACCCUCCUGUGCUGAGAUUGAAUGGGUGUCUAAUUCCCCGCGUCGUCUGGAAGGACCUAUCUCCGGCUGUUUGGCGGAUAUAUUCCUGAUCUUUACAGAGAGGAGGAGACACAAUGGAUAAUCCUGUGAUUGCCGUUUGGUUUCUGGCGCUCUUUUGGCCAAGCUGUGCUGCUCCCGUUUCAGAGACUCUCACGGUCUCAGUUAGGUCUCCUGUCUCCGUCCAGAGAGGCCAUGUCGCUACCUUACCCUGCUGGCUCACUUCCUCUCAGAGUGCAGAAGAUAUGGAAGUACGCUGGCAUCAGAAGGAAACUCCACAAGGGAAUGAGUUUGAUACUCCGAUCCUGCUUUAUAAGGCAAAAGAGUUUGACUAUACAUCCCAGAAAGCUUCGUACGCUGGCAGAGUCUCGUUUGGCUUAAAGGAAGGAACAUCAGGUGGAUUAAAGACAGGUGACAUCAGCCUGAAGCUGCAAAACGUCACACUUGAAGACACAGGAAAUUACAUUUGCUUUGUCACCAGCCUUGCAGAUUAUGACAGUGCAUCUGUCAGUCUGAUCGUGACAGAAACCGGGCGUCCUCCUCUCCUUUCAGCAGUGAUGAAAGACGAUGACAAAGUUAAUGUGAGCUGUGAAUCUGAAGGCUGGCAUCCGAAGCCUGAGCUACGCUGGUCAGACAGGACAGAGGCUCUCACUUCUGCCGAUGUGUCAUUCAGCAAAACCUCGGCUGGUCUUUAUACAGUCCGCAGUUGGCUUCUGGUCCCCAGUUCGUCUGAGGUCUCCUGCGCUGUUGGGCUCGCCAGUGAAGAGCCAAAAGAGGCUAGAAUACACCUGAAAUAUUCUCCAUCAUUACCAGAAGAAUCUGGAUCCUCCUCGGCUGGAUGGGUGGCCUUUGGGAUACUUCUAGCAGCUGUAUUAGCUGCAUCUGGAGCCCUGUACUUCCUGUACUUCAGACGGAAAGCUAACAAACCAAGAAAUGACACAACUGAUGGGGCACAACACAUGAACAGUCCUGAUGAGAUUGAACCACUUUUGUCUAAAGCAACAUGGUCAUCAGCAGCUCUAUCAGAGGCUUCCAAGCAUUAUGUGAAUGUUCAACUCGAGGACACAGGCAAUCACUGGAUAAAAAUCAGGGGUUAUUUUCUGAGAGAUAGUGGUGAUGCAAAGCCUCCAGAUGGAGACAGAGUUACCUCCCUCACAGCAGUCAGAGGAUCUCCUGGCUUCACUUCUGGGCAACACUACUGGGAGGUUUCCUUAGCAUGUUCAGAUUUAGACCCCAAGAAGUCCUGGUGGAUCGGAGUUACAGAUAAACAACAAAUCCCUGAUGAUAAAAGUUUGUCUCCAACCACAAAUAAUGGAUUUUGGUUCCUGUCUUCUUGCCCCAACCAAGAGCGUACCGUUCAGUUUAACACUGACCCAGAGGUAUCUUUUCUUUUAGAGUCAAGACCUAAAACAGUCGGGGUGCAUUUGGACUACGACAAUGGAAAGCUCUCCUUUUAUAACGUUGAAGGUAAAUGUCUAAUUGGAUCUCUGGCUGCUAAAUUCACAGGAGAACUGUUCCCGCUAUUUAACCCCGGGAAAGGUGACAUACCACCUAUGGAGGUGUUACAGAGAGCUGAGGGGGUUCAGUCUAACAACAUUAUUACUGAGGGACAAAUACUGAACGCUGAGCAGGAUCAAUCAGUUAUGCCUGGAGAAUCAGAGGCAGAAAGUUAAAAGUAGAACAAUGAAAGGAACGCUGUGUAGGAUAAUGUUGUC